AUGGACGAUUUGGUUGCUGUGCGCAUCAAAGAUGGCAUCUUUGCCGGCAACGCCGGCGCUGCGGCCGACAAGACGCUUUUGAUUAUGAAUAAGAUCACUCACAUUAUUAAUUGCGCCGGCGCUGAGGUCGCCGACUUUUUCCUCGGCGAUCCAGGUUUCAGCUAUCUUUCCUUCCCCUGGAAGGACGCUGCCGGUUCGGUGUGCACCACCAUCCUUUUCGAUGCCGCGGAUGACAACAUUCACCGCACGAUCGAGUUCAUUGAUGUGGCUCUUGCAGCCGGCGAAUGUGUGCUGGUGCACAGCGUUUACGGCAACUCGCGCAGCCCUGCGCUUAUCGCAGCAUACAUGAUUAUGAAGUAUGGAUGGAAGCUAGAGAGCGCACUCCUGUUCUUGAAAAUGGCGCACCCCGAUUCCGAUAUCAAGCCCCACUUCCAGCGGCAGCUGCGCCAGUUUGCGAAGCGCCACAGUGUGGACCAUGAUAUAUUUGCUCAGAACGUAGACGACAGUCAUUUCGGCCUCGAUAACGACCAGUGGAUGCUGCGCAACACCCUCCUCAACGGAUUAUUGUACAGAGACCAGAUGCUGAAUGGGCUUUAUCGCCAGUGCGCUGACAAGGUGGACGUGGGCAAUCCAGUGAACGGCAAGACAACAAAAGCGCAUAUUACCUUCGUGGACACCAAGAAGGGCACCGAUGCGGACUCCCAGACUACGUGCCCUGUUGUGAACCGUGCGGGAUCAUUCUCAGCGGAUCCGUUCUCAGCGCAGCCCGGUAGCUUUCUGGGCUUGCGCGGCCACACGAUUUUGCGCACUGGCCGUCGCUUACCGAGUAUUCUGAGCAGGACUACGUCUCCCUGCUCUCAUCGGUUGGAGUCUGAUCCGUGUACGUGCCCCAAGGGGCGUCAGGCUCUUUCGAUAGUUCACAGUGGGACGACAGAGACGAGUACAUUGGCAUCGACCAAAGCUGUGGAGCGGGCCCCAGCACUGCGAGUAGCGGUGCCAGGCUCCAGCGCGCACAGCUCGCUUUCUCACCUUGAGGACAAGUCCACUAAAGGUCGGGAUGGGGACGGAAGCUCCGCACCGCCCCAGCCGCAACAAUCGUCCGUGGAGUCGGUCCGCUCUAUCGACUAUGCGCGACUGGCACCGCCGACGCAGCUGCGCUCGCCGUUUGCUACGCUCGGGUCUAGCCACAAGUACCGCAAUGGGUCCCCGCUGCCGCUGGGGAAGGAUAAAAAAGCUACCACCAAAGAGGGUCACACACGGAUACAGUCAUCGCCUUUCAGUCGCCCUGUCAACACCAUCUCGGUGAGUUCCAUCUCCAUCCCGAUAUCUGCAUGGGCCGGCAGCUCUUUCGGGCUCAACAGCCCCUUGUCUGUACGAAGCACCCCCCGCACGAAUAGCCCCUUUGGCCGGAAUAAGCCAGGUCGUGAUGUGGUGAGUCGACCGUCGGCGGCAAACUAUCGCAAAAUCGCGCCGUAUCGCUCCACUGCUGUCCCUCGUACCCCCACGGAGCCUAGCUACCGUGUCUCAUGGUCUGCGAGCCAGUCGCCGUUGCGCCAGAGCGUCGAGCGUGCGACAGGCUCGCGAAGUGGCAGCCGACGCCGCGCCAUGUCGCCUGUCCACAUGACCGCAAGGGGGUCGCCAAGGGGUGGGAGGAGUCAAUCAGGCACAGAGGACAAGCCACGUUCCCGCACUCGCUCUCCCAAGGUACAGAGGUACCAAGAUCCCAGCACUGGCACACUGAACACCACCUUUUUGAGUUAUGACACCAACGGCAUGGGUGGCGAGGCAAACGGGACGGGCUUGAAAAACACGGCAACGGUGCGACGUCAGCCUCCGUCGGUGAUUACGUCGAGGAGGUUGGCUUAA
Messenger RNA from Leishmania braziliensis MHOM/BR/75/M2904, 1866 nucleotides. RefSeq names its product putative dual specificity protein phosphatase. Lineage: Eukaryota; Euglenozoa; Kinetoplastea; Trypanosomatida; Trypanosomatidae. Gene Ontology annotation, biological process: protein dephosphorylation. Gene Ontology annotation, molecular function: protein tyrosine/serine/threonine phosphatase activity. The transcript has a single exon. The record is from RefSeq and is a predicted model, not a curated record. The coding region runs from base 1 to 1866 and encodes 621 amino acids.